Molecule: messenger RNA, 1343 nt
Organism: Solenopsis invicta (red fire ant)
Lineage: Eukaryota; Metazoa; Arthropoda; Insecta; Hymenoptera; Formicidae
Product: PDZ and LIM domain protein 2
Exons: 3
Coding region: 186-476 (96 amino acids)
Biological process (GO): muscle structure development; actin cytoskeleton organization
Cellular component (GO): Z disc; filamentous actin; adherens junction
Molecular function (GO): actin binding; muscle alpha-actinin binding
Source: RefSeq, a predicted model, not a curated record
CUCUCUCUCUUUCUCUCUCUGAGCCUAAAGAACGAAAUUUGAAUCACGCCGCGUUGCAGACAUCGAAAGACGAUAAACGAUUCUGGAUCGUCGCUCACACUCGAUCUUAAGCGUGCUUGACCGGGUCGAUCUCGCUGAUUCGAAUGACAGUCGAAUAGUUGUGAAAAUACGUACACCAAAUCUACAUGGCGACCGUCGUCGCCACUGACGUUAAAUUGUCGCGAUGUAACGAUCAACCAUGGGGCUUUCGACUUUCCGGAGGUGUGGACUUUGCUUUUCCUUUAACCGUCGUUAGGGUGACGAUCGAAGGUGUGGCCCACACAGCUGGUCUGCAAGCAGGUGACGUGGUCGUCCGCCUGAACGGAGAGCCAAUAAGUCAUCUCACACACGCCCAAGUCUACGAUAAGCUCAUCAACAUCAACGACGAUGACAUCGUUCUAUCUGUUGUACGAAGUUACGAGAUCGCGCAACGAUAACAGAGGCAAUAACAAUAUUCCUUUACCAAUGGUUCAUUUUUCGAUGUCACGUGAUAAAUGCGCGCUAACAAAAGUGAAAGUUUGACGUCGUACGUAGUAUUGCAAUAUGAAGACACGACACGAUGUAAAUGCGACAGACGAGUGGAAUAAAAUUAUUGGAAAAUAUCGACGAGAUUUUUAAGCUGCACGUGAGCUUAUAGCACGCCUUGGCCUGACCUCUCUGGCCGCGCAUCUGGCACACAUCAUGUCGCGACGAUCAAGGACUCGGUGAUACAAUGUUGCGAAAUUAUGUUGGCAAUCGGUUCGCACGUGAUUGAGCGCAAUUAGUCAACUGUCGAUCAGACACGGCGGGAUGCCGCAUCCAUAGCGGGUCAUCAAUUUUAUUCGUAAUUAAAUGAUCUACAAACUCUGUCCCCUUUCAAUAAUAUAAUUAGAUAAUAUGCUCGCGCACGCUCGAAUGGAAACGAGAACAAAUUCAAGGACACGAUAGAACACAUUAUGUAUAUUUACAUAAUUUAUUUUCGUUUUAAUAUAUUAGAUAUUGUUUAUAAAAUAUGUGUGUACGCGCGCGCGCGCAUGCGCGCGUGUGUAUGUGUGUUAUGUAUACGACUCAUGUUAUAAUCGUCAUCGUAACAAUUUGACGUACACGUCACUUCGAAAUAUAAUUUACACAAAAAUUACUGUACAAUAUAUUUUAACCGUUCUCUCGCGCUUCCGCCUUUUUCGACAUACAUCCGCGCUGUAUCUCACGCACACAAAAAAAAACCUUAUCACACUCAUUUUAGUUACAUUUUUCAUCACUUUACCCCGUGUUUUAUUAUAUAUCAUCGUCAUCGUUGUCACAGAAGGCGAUGCAGGAUGAAGUAU